CCAUGCUGCCCUCCCAGAUUCUCGAGGGCCCCAGCACCCGUCGCAGCACGCUGAGCGCCGCCUGGGCGCUGGGAGGGGUGGCCACGCGGCAGCAGCGGAAGCGCCUUUCGGACGAGCCCCAGACGGGGCCGGGGACCCCCGAGGCCAAGAAAUCCUCCACCUGCUUCCCCCGGCCCCAGACCCCCAAGGGGAGGAGCGAGGAGCGCAAGCAGGAGGGGCCCCCGGGGGACAAGAAGAGGAGGGGCCAGCCAGCAGACAAGCAGGUGAGGGGCUCCCCGGGGGGGUGUCAACCAGGGGACCCCGGGCUACUUAGA
Molecule: messenger RNA, 314 nt
Organism: Pseudonaja textilis
Lineage: Eukaryota; Metazoa; Chordata; Lepidosauria; Squamata; Elapidae
Source: RefSeq, a predicted model, not a curated record